CCAGGGUUGCCUUUGUGUCAGGGGCCCUCUCCUCUGGACGCCGCGCGGGUCGACUCCAGCGGCGGCCCUGACCCUGGACUGCAAGGCCGCGGACUCGGCCGGCGCCGAGAAGCGUCGAAGAUGGGUGACGGGCGCUGUCGCGGUCCGCGGGGAUUCCUCUCUGAUUAAGCAGACAGUUGAGGAUACAGGGUCUGAGAAUGAAUGUUCAUCGUGGUAGUGACGGCGACAGGUUGUUGCGUCCAGAGGCCAGCUGCCUAGUGGAUGAUACCUCAGAUGCAGCUCAGGAAAAAGAAACAAAUAGCCUGGCUUCACCUGGUCUUCACAAUCUUACUUAUCCCCUAGGUCCCAGGAAUGAAGACCUUUCACUUGAUUAUGCCUCUCAGCCAGCAAAUCUUCCUUUUCCUCACAUAAUGCCGCUUCCCGAAGACAUUAAAGGCUCUUGCUUCCAAAGUGGGAAUAAACGGAACCAUGAACCCUUUAUUGCUCCAGAAAGAUUUGGAAACAGCAGUAUGGGCUUUGGCAGUAACCCUCAUUCCCAGGCACCAGAGAAAGUGACCCUUCUUGUAGAUGGCACACGUUUUGUUGUGAAUCCACAAAUUUUCACUGCUCAUCCGGAUACCAUGUUGGGAAGGAUGUUUGGACCAGGAAGAGAGUACAACUUCACUCGGCCCAAUGAGAAGGGAGAGUAUGAGAUUGCUGAAGGAAUCAGUGCAACUGUAUUUCGCACAGUACUGGAUUAUUAUAAAACUGGUAUCAUCAAUUGUCCUGAUGGCAUCUCUAUUCCAGACCUUAGAGAUACAUGCGAUUAUCUCUGUAUUAACUUUGAUUUCAACACUAUUCGAUGUCAAGAUCUGAGUGCUUUGCUACAUGAACUGUCUAAUGAUGGUGCUCACAAGCAGUUUGAUCACUACCUCGAAGAAUUGAUUCUGCCCAUCAUGGUGGGCUGUGCCAAGAAAGGGGAGCGGGAGUGCCACAUUGUUGUGCUGACUGAUGAAGAUUCUGUGGACUGGGAUGAGGACCACCCCCCACCCAUGGGGGAAGAAUAUUCCCAAAUUCUUUAUAGCUCCAAGCUCUACAGAUUCUUCAAAUAUAUUGAGAAUCGAGAUGUUGCUAAGACAGUGUUGAAGGAACGGGGCCUGAAAAAUAUUCGCAUUGGGAUUGAAGGGUACCCUACCUGUAAAGAAAAAAUUAAGAGAAGACCUGGUGGUCGGUCUGAAGUUAUCUAUAAUUAUGUGCAGCGCCCCUUUAUACAGAUGUCCUGGGAAAAGGAAGAAGGAAAGAGUCGUCAUGUGGAUUUCCAGUGUGUUCGAAGCAAAUCUCUCACUAAUCUGGUAGCUGCUGGGGAGGAUGUCUUGGAGGACCAGGAGAUAUUAAUGCACCACCCACCCCAAGUGGAUGAACUUGACCGGCUAAAUGCCCCACUUUCUCAGAUGGCUUCUAAUGACUUUCAAGAUUAGGGUCUGCUGUGAGCCCACCCCUCACCAGAGCUCUUCUCUGUCUGGAAUGCCCUCAGCUAGGCCUCCCUGUCCUCCCUGUCAUCUGUCUCAUCCUGAGUAGGAGACAUGCUUCUCCCCCAUUAUUUCCUUUCCCCCAUAAUUAACGUGUCCUCUGCAGUAAGUCUGUGCUUCUGGCAAGGAAUGAAGAAGCACGCUUUGGUAAUUAGGCUACCAGUUUUGCAGCAGCCCUGGUAACUUGAAAAAUUUUGGUCUGGUGCUGUUCACUGAGUUUCUGCACAACUGCAAAAGCAGGAAAGGAAGACAAGACCUGUUGCCUCAUAUUAAGCAAAGAAGUCCUCGUCCUUUGUGCUCUGUGGUUUUUGUUUUGUUUUAUAUUAGGUAAAUUGCUUAGCAGCAAAGGGACCAAACCUAAAAUGAGACAAUCUCUUAUCUUGUAAAUAUGGGCACUAGUGAGAUGCUCACUAGAGGUUAAUGAAAUGCCAUUCCUGGGGCCCUCUACACCCAGAUUGCAACUAGGAAAGCUAGGCUCACUCAGAAUGUCUAAAAGAAAUUCUUAAGAGCUAAAGUUAAUUUUUGUGUCUUACUAAUGCAAUGAACAAUCCAAAGCCACACAAGACAGGUUCUUUGGCAGAAAGAAUAAUAAUGACAGGGGUAUAAGAAACCUUUUUAGCUUCAGCAUUUAUGAACCUAGAUAAAUGGAUAAUUCAUUUGGAAUGAAACUCAAAAAUCAAGUAGAAGCUCCUCUCCAAAUCAGGCCAGUCAGAUUAUCCUGGAGCAGAUUCUAUGUGAAGUCACAGGUCUUGGUGCCCUAGGGCAGCCCUUUGCUGUGGGUGUGCCAGGGGAACCUGAGCUAUGGCUUAAAGUCCUUCAUGAUGAGGCCAGAAAUUUCUCUAAGUGCUCGGUAUCUUGUGUGUGUGUGUGUGUGAGAGUGAUACUGGGGACCGAACUCAGAGGCCCUCCACCACUAAGCUGUAUCUCUAGUCCUUUCUUUCUAAGUUUUACUUUGAGACAAUUGCCGAAGCUGGCCAUGAAUUUGGAGUCCUCCUGCCUCAGCCUCCCAGGUGCUCAGUAUCAUAAUAGAAAGAUUUAUAAGAGCUCCAGAGAGAAGGCAUUUGUGAUAAAGCGGGUGGGAAAACUCACGUGCAGGAUUUUCCAAAUUUGUUCUUGUCCCAUGGAAUUUUGGUGUAUCAGUAAAGUAAGAAAACGAUACUAAUGUUCCCAGUGGAAGGCAAGUCAGGCCUGGCUGCUUUGUUGGAUUUCUCAGCUCUAUUAACAGUGGAUGGUGGUUGACAAUGCAGAUUGCUCUCCCCAGCCCCCACCUGCCUCUGGCACCCUGUGGCUAGUAACAGCAGGGCUGAAUUCAAGAGUCCAGCACCAGCUGGAAGUGUUUGGGAAUUAUCUUCCAUUUUCUGUUAGAAGUUGACUUUCCAUUUCCCGCCCUGGGCAUUUACCCAUCACUUAUUUUGCACAGGCAGGUUCCUUCAAGUUGUUUAAGGUAAGAACAUGACUCGUUAAAUUCCAUUCCCAUGCAGCUCUAUAGAGCAGGCUCCUCGAUUCCAUUUGACUACCCAAGUCACAGUCCUCCACACACCAAGUCGGGUGUUGAGCUUCCCUGUCUCCAGGAUUGAAGAACAAGAAUGUUCUGAGGCAACCAGCUUCAUGGGGGAAUGAGUGCUGUUUCUCACUUGGAAAAAGCAGUAGUGAGGGGUUAAACUGAGCUGUCCCUCACCUGGAGUUCUGAUAACCAUUGGUGUCUAUUUUUGUAAGACGGAAUGGUCAGGGAUAAGGGAAGGGUUAGGGUUCUUUGUAGCCAGAAAUUAGUGUUUCUGUGAAACUAAUUGGCUCAUAUUUGAAGUCACCUUACUGGCACCACAUUCACAUCCACUAGCAGCUGAGCAGCUCAGGGAAGUGUUGAAGGGUGCUUCCCAGCAGAUUUACAUGCCAUUACAAAGCAGAUAUGAAUUUUCUGACAUUUGUGUAUUUGUGAUGUAACUUCUCCUGUUACAGUUCAUGUGUUGUGAUCUGAGUGUAAACACGCCCCAGCUAACACCUAAUUAGUUCAUGCUUAGGUGAAAAAGGUGAUCAGAGUACAACAUGUACUUGGUACUUUGUUCUGUGUUGUUCAUUCCCUCAAGCUUUUGAGAGGCAGAUCGCUCCACUCCCAGAAUUGCAGGUUAACAUGCAUUUGGCCCCAACCAGUGGGGUUGAGGAAGUGGAAAUCUGCGAGGAUUAAUCUGUUAAUGUCACCAGGUGGUGGUCACUAAGGGAAAAACUGGAACCACAGAUCCCUGCUGGUAAAGGGGGAGUUUUUUUCCUGCAUCCCUCCCAACCCCAACUUAGACCACAGCAUCAUUGUCAUUUGGUGGCUCCCCUUAGCUGUGCCUGUCCCAGGGUUGGGACAUUCCGCAACGGCAGGACUUCUCAGUCCUCUUGGGAACAAAGGCUGGGUUGCCAUCAUCCCCUUGAGUCAGUUAGUGGCCAGUCAGCUAAGAGGUGUUUCUCCCUAAUAGAAAAGGUGGAAGUUGGGUUUGGUGUCUUUUCUAAGUGCCUAAAUAAGUAAGCCAGGCUGUUUAUACAGAAAGAUUUUCAUAAGCAAAAUGGUUUGACCCACAGUUUCAGAGCAUCUCAGCAAGCCAAGGUGAACCUGGGUCUGAGUUUAAACUCCUGGGUUCGUGUCUGCAUCAUACCUUGUGUAGCUGGUGAGAAAGAGCCACUGAGGAGCUGGAGAGGGAGCCAAGAGCUGAUGUUAAAAUGUGUUAGAGGAGUUCGUGGUUUCUCCAAACUAGAAGAAAAGUGUUGAAGGAGUGACAGCAAAAAGGGUAAGGAAGACAAGUAGCUGGAUUUAUAGCACAGUAUCCAGUGACUAGAAUUAUUUAAAAUUAAAUCUCAAGAGGACAGCAUGAUAUCUAAUUAAUUCAGGUCUAUGAGAAUACUGUGGAGUAGGCCCAGGGGGAGAGAGAUCUAUUUUCAAAUAGUGUAACAAAGUGUCUGUCAUCAAAAUAAAUAUUCAGAGCACCGGCUUUAACUCAAACUGUCAUAAAGUGUGAUGUGGAGUCCUUGAAAAUCAAGUAUUUGUAAGUAACGCAUUCAAUGCCACUUCUUGCCAUCACUUUGAAACUUAAAAUGGGCAGAGUGAGCUCGAAGCAAAUCUGAUGCUUUCAUGGGAGAUGGAGCCACGUUUGUGUUCUGGAAGGGAUCACCUCCGGGGAGAAUCACACUUUCUCCUAAUGGCAAAAUGCUUGUAGGUUUUGCCUCUUUACUUUGUAUUUACUUCUCAAGUUGCACUUGUUCACCUACCAGUGUUUACGAAAUCCUAUAUUUGGGAUGCUUUUUCUAUAAUAAAAUAUUAUCAUUUGUGUG
Messenger RNA from Marmota flaviventris (yellow-bellied marmot), 4817 nucleotides. The record is from RefSeq and is a predicted model, not a curated record. Lineage: Eukaryota; Metazoa; Chordata; Mammalia; Rodentia; Sciuridae.